This is a messenger RNA of Oryza brachyantha (malo sina), 2029 nucleotides long. RefSeq names its product MACPF domain-containing protein CAD1. The record is from RefSeq and is a predicted model, not a curated record. The transcript is spliced from 6 exons. Gene Ontology annotation, cellular component: plasma membrane. Gene Ontology annotation, biological process: regulation of salicylic acid mediated signaling pathway; plant-type hypersensitive response. The coding region runs from base 220 to 1881 and encodes 553 amino acids. Lineage: Eukaryota; Viridiplantae; Streptophyta; Magnoliopsida; Poales; Poaceae.
UUACCCAUCCAUCCGUCGUCGCUCGCUCCCCUUCUCGAUCAACAACAGCAACAGCGGCGGUCAAAAGCUUCGCCCGCGACGACCUCCUCCACCCCCUACCCGCUGCAUCCCCUCGUAGUCUCCGCUCGCUCAGCCACCGGAGUCGCCCUCCCCCUGUCGAUGCGACGGAGCUGAAUCGGCGAGGAUCCCGAGGCGGAGGAGGAGGAGCGGACUGCCCGCAUGAGCCUCGCCGGCUCCGCCCUGGAGGCGGCCCUUCAGGCUGUGGGGCGCGGCCUCGACGCCGCCGGGGACCACCGGCUGCUGUACUGCAAGGGGACGGGGAGGCUCGUGACGCUCGACGAGUCGCGCGCGCGGGACCUGACCUUCGAGGGCGGCGUGCUCCGCGGGGUGCCCCCGGACAUCGAGGUCGAGGUCUGCAACAGAAACCAUGAGCGCAUCCACCUGGUCCCGGGCCCCCCCACCGACGAGCCCGUCGUCCUCAGCUUCCAGAAGAUGGCCGAGUGUUUCAACAGGAAGGCAGGCUUGCUGGAAACAACAGUACCUCUGGGGUCCUUCAACUCUCUCUUCAGCUUUACUGGUUCUUGGAAGAAUGAUGCAGCAGCGACGAAAUCCCUGGCGAUUGAUGGCUAUUCCGUGCCUCUAUUUAGAGUUAAGAUAACGAGUGGUGAAUUGUCUCUGCACGACAGCGUUAAGCGUGCAAUUCCACAUAGUUGGGAUCCAUCAGCAUUGGCUAGCUUUAUCGAGAACUAUGGAACCCAUAUUAUUACUUCUGUUACGGUUGGUGGUAAGGAUGAAGUAUACAUAAAGCAGCAUUCCUCAUCCCAGUUGUCCGAGUUGGAGUUCAGAAAUUACGUCAAAGAAAUUGGAAGCGAGAGAUUCUCAGAUGGGGACAGCAAGUUAAAUGCAACUCCCAUAAAUUACAGUGAGAAGGAUAUGACAGUAAUCUUCAGAAGAAGGGGUGGUUGUGAUCUUGUUCAGAAUUUUUUUGAUUGGAUAAAAACCAUUUCCUCAGCACCAGAUGUCAUAGCCAUGACAUUUCUCCCUAUUGUCUCGCUUGUUGGUGACAUGCCUGGAAAGAAGCACCUUGCUCGUGCAAUUGAACUUUAUUUGGCAUAUAAGCCCCAAAUUGAAGAGUUGCAGUAUUUCUUGGAUUUCCAAGUUCCUCUAGUUUGGGCUCCAAUACCACCGGGUAUUGCUGGUCAACAUAGAAAGGAGCCUGUGUGCCCAUCACUUCAGUUUAGUUUGAUGGGUCCAAAGCUCUUUGUUAGCACAGAACAGAUCUCUGUUGGGCGUAGACCAGUCACUGGUCUCAAGCUAUGCCUGGAAGGAACCAAACAGAACCGUCUGACUAUUCAUUUGCAGCACCUUGGCUCAUUGCCAAAAAUAUUUGUACCACAUUGGGAUUCCCAUAUCACAAUUGGACCGCCAAAGUGGCAAGGCCCUGAAGAGCAGGAUAGUCGCUGGUUUGAACCAAUCAAGUGGAAGAAUUUUGCUCAUGUUAGCACUGCUCCCAUAGAGUACACUGAAACAAGUAUUACAGACCUAUCUGGCGUUUAUAUUGUCACAGGAGCACAACUGGGAGUGUGGGAUUUUGGUGCGAAGAGUGUACUCCAUCUUAAACUCUUGUUCUCCAGAGUUCCUGGGUGCACGAUUAGGAGAUCAGUGUGGGACCAUAGUCCAUCAAGUUCUUUGGUGCAUAGGACAGAUGAAGCUUCAUCAUCCUCCAGUGACAAUGCUAAACUAGUGAAGAUUGUUGACAUGACCGAGACAUUGAAGGGCCCACAAGAUGCACCUGGCCACUGGCUGGUAACAGGAGCAAAGUUGGGUGUCGAGAAGGGCAAGAUUGUCGUUCGUGCAAAAUACUCGUUAUUAAACUAUUGACCAAGAAGGCAUUCAUUCAUUCACUCUGCUAUGAAGCAUCCUGUUUAAAGAUAGCAUAUGUUCUUUUGUUCAUCAUGUAUGGUUUUUCAUGUAACAUGAUAUGGAUUCAUGCUUUUUGUUGUUGAUUUUGUGAGCAAAGUAGCACCUA